Messenger RNA from Erigeron canadensis, 1997 nucleotides. Its product is annotated as polyphenol oxidase I, chloroplastic-like. Lineage: Eukaryota; Viridiplantae; Streptophyta; Magnoliopsida; Asterales; Asteraceae. Gene Ontology annotation, biological process: pigment biosynthetic process. Gene Ontology annotation, molecular function: catechol oxidase activity. The coding region runs from base 34 to 1839 and encodes 601 amino acids. The record is from RefSeq and is a predicted model, not a curated record. The transcript has a single exon.
AAUCACAUUUAACUUUCUUUGGUACAAGUAAUCAUGUCUUCUUCACUACUUCAUCCACUUACCUCUCCAUUUACUACUUCUCCUUCCAAACCAAACACUUUCAAGGCUCGAACCAAUGGGUUCAGAGUCUCAUGCAACGUAAAACCAACAAAUGAUGAUAACAAUGAAACCCAAAAACUCAUCCUGCCGGCCUACAAUAUUGUAGACCGAAGGAACCUCCUUGUUGGUCUCGGCGGUCUCUGUACCGCCGCCAACUUAUCUAACUUGUCAUCGGCAUUAGCUGAUCCCAUUACAGCUCCAGAUAUCACAUCCAUAUGCAAGGAUGCGACGUCAAAUAUCAAACUUGAAGGGGCGAUUAGGACAGAAAAAUGUUGUCCUCCUAGCCUUGGAAAGACGAUUAAACCUUUCGUCUUUCCAAAAGGAGGAGAAAAGGUGAGAAUGAGAUGGCCUGCUCAUAAAGGAACUAAAGAGCAAGUCGAGAAAUACAAACAAGCCAUUGCAGCCAUGCGGGCUCUUCCAGACGAACACCCGCACAGCUUUAAACAACAAGCUUCUAUCCACUGUGCUUAUUGUAACGGCGGUUACACUCAAGUCGAUAGUGGGUUUCCCGAUAUAGAUAUCCAGAUUCAUAACUCGUGGCUUUUCUUUCCUUUCCAUCGUUGGUACUUGUACUUUUACGAAAGAAUUUUGGGUACUUUGAUUAACGAUCCCACUUUCGCUUUGCCGUACUGGAACUGGGACGAUCCAGCUGGAAUGGAGCUUCCGGAAAUAUUUCUUGGUGACGAAAGCAACCCUCUGUAUGACGUGUACCGUGACCCUAAACAUCAACCCCCACUAUUAGUCGACUUAGCAUUCAAUGGGAGCGACAAGGAUCCGGAUAUUGAUCAAAAAGAGUGCAAUCUGUUCGCAGUGUACCGUGACUUGGUUAGGAAUGCGAGUGAUACCAAGAGUUUCUUUGGAGGUGAGUAUGUAGCUGGUGAUGAGCCCAUCAAGAGUGGGGAUAAAUCAAUUGGAUCUGUAGAAGCCGGUACUCACACUGCGGUCCACAGAUGGGUUGGUGACUCGAACCGGCCUAAUGGAGAGGACAUGGGUAAUUUUUAUUCCGCGGGUUAUGACCCCGUGUUUUAUUGCCAUCAUGCUAAUGUCGACCGAAUGUGGAAGCUAUGGAAGGAUUUCGGCACUCCAGGACACGUGGAACCAACCAAGGACGAUUGGUUAAAUGCUUCGUACGUGUUCUACGACGAGAAUCAAGACCUUGUUCGAGUUUAUAACAAAGACUCGGUCGAUACAAGGAAGCUCAAGUUCGAUUAUGCAAGAUCUGAUCUUGGUGAGCUCAAAUGGAGCAAGAGUCGGCCCCCCAAACGUAACGUAAAGUCACAAGCCGCUACUAUCCCACUAGGCGAUGUGAAAUCGUUGGACCAGGUGAAGUUCCCGGUUAAGCUAGACAAAAUCAUCAAGUUCCGUGUGAAGAGGCCAGCUGUGAACAGGACUGAUGACCAAAAGGCGAAAUCCAAAGAGCUUUUGUUGAUCAACGGGAUCAAAUUCAGCGCUGAUAAAUUUGUAAAGUUUGAUGUGUUUGUGAAUGACAAGGUUAACGUUGGUACGGACAAAUUUCCCACGCCUUGUGACCCUGAAUACGCGGGUGGGUUUGCUCAGGUUCCACAUAGCGAGAGGAGUAAAAUGAAGAUGACUAGUGCUGCGAGGUUCGGGCUGGACGAGCUGUUGGAUGACACAAACACUGAAGGUGACGAGUACGCGGUGGUUGCAUUGGUGCCAAGGACCGGGACCCAAGAUCUCACCAUUGAGGAAAUUAAGAUCGAGUUGGUUCCCGUUGUGUGAAACUAAAUCAUGCAUGAUAGUUCGCAGUAAUAAUAAGUUGUGCAUUUUGGCUAUACACAUAUGUACCGUGUAUGUUGUGCAGCCUAAUUAUGCCGCAUUGUGUUCCUAUGUUAUCGUUGAUGUUGGGUUGAUCUAAUAAAGUUGGUUUUCUUUUCAAA